Messenger RNA from Metarhizium album ARSEF 1941, 423 nucleotides. RefSeq lists its product as uncharacterized. Bases 1 to 423 code for a protein of 140 amino acids. NCBI's taxonomy places the organism in Eukaryota, Fungi, Ascomycota, Sordariomycetes, Hypocreales, Clavicipitaceae. The record is from RefSeq and is a predicted model, not a curated record. The transcript is spliced from 3 exons.
AUGGCUGUGAACGAACAAACAAUGGAGAAGGAGAAGGAGGAUAAUCAGCAAAACCAGAGUGUCAGCGAGUCCGAGAACGAAAACCAAGAAGACGACGACAGCGGCCCGCGGAUCAGCAACGAGAGCACCGAGGAGGAAGAGCGCCAGACUCAGCAGCUCGCGCCGCCCACCAAGGCGGCAACCAGGAAGCGCAAGCGACCUCGCAAUGACCCCUGGGAUGACGAGGACAGGCAAAACCAGAUGGUUGCGCGGCAGCAACGGCAGCAGCAGCAGGUGCCCCAGCCCAUGCCCCAACAACAAAUGAUGGCUCCGCCGAGGGACGAAAAGAAGAACCCGCUGAAGCUGCGUCUGGAUCUGAACUUGGACGUCGAGAUUGAACUGCGUGCCAAGAUCCACGGUGACGUCACCCUCGCCUUGCUGUAA